AUGUGCCAUACGAUAGCUUUCAAGUUACCCUGUGAGCAUAUUCAGACUCAAAUCGAAUACUGCUCAAAAGCAACUGCAUCCUCGAAAAGAGAUCCCUCCAAGCGCAAGACUUGCAAAGAUGUCACUCAGCAAAACAUUCCGUAUCCUCCCCCUCCAGGAUAUGACCAGCGAGCCUUGCCAAAGUGCCCUUUGGCAAACUGCCCAUUCGAAAGCCGCAAUCGAUGCUGGAACUGCUGCUGGUGCGGCAAGGGUUGGAAUGAUGGAGGCAGGUGCAGUUGCAUCAUGAUCAUUGACGGAAACGAGUACCGCUGCGAGCAUAUUUGCUGCUCGACGUGUACUGCCGCUAUGGAUGGUUGA
Messenger RNA from Colletotrichum phormii, 357 nucleotides. RefSeq lists its product as uncharacterized. The transcript has a single exon. The coding region runs from base 1 to 357 and encodes 118 amino acids. The record is from RefSeq and is a predicted model, not a curated record. NCBI's taxonomy places the organism in Eukaryota, Fungi, Ascomycota, Sordariomycetes, Glomerellales, Glomerellaceae.